AAUUGUGAACGAGCCUUCAGACGUGUACUUGUUUUGUUCAUAGGUUUUGUUUUCAAUAGUUUAUACAAUUCCGGCGUUCUAAUUGGACGAGCACGCUACAGCAAUAUUUUUGGAAGUUCAUUACAAAUUUGUCACCCUCGAAAAACAAUUCUGAAGUGCUGGUUUGUGCUGCACCACGGACUUAUUGCUCUUUAGAACGAUGUAGUAGUAAGACCUGCACCGCUCGUUGAAGUCUAACCUGGUUUGAUGUCAUUCGACGUUCAACAACGUCACAAAUUUGUGGAACCGAAAUCGCUGCCGAAAAGUAAUACUACCGGAUUACUCGGCCAACGAUCGACCGUAUCCAAGCCCUAAAGGCUUAUAAUGGGUCGCAGCAGGACUCCAUCUCCUGGAAGACGUAGAGAUCGGUCUCGUGAAAGGGAAAGGGAACGUGACAGGCGCAGGAGGCGAUCCCGAGAACGGAGACGCAGGUCAGUAGAUCGGGACAGAGGCAAGUCUCGAGAACGUGAUAGAGAGCGCGAGAGAGAUCGUGAGAGACAUAGGAGAUCAUACAGCAAAUCAAGAUCCAGGGAACGAGAAAGGCCAAAACCUAAAUUCAAGCCUCCAACUGCUGAGCGGCCUGUUAUAACAGAGGCGGAUCUACAGGGAAAGACUCCAGAGGAACAAGAUAUGAUGCACCUGAUGGGAUUCUGCGGUUUUGAUACAACAAAGGGCAAGAAAGUUGAGGGCAAUGAUAUUGGAGCAGUCCAUGUUAUCCUAAAACGAAAGUACCGUCAGUACAUGAAUCGGAAAGGAGGUUUCAAUAGACCACUGGAUUUUGUUGCCUGAUUCUGGCCAAGUCCUCAUAACCAGAAAGAAUAUCAGAUGACAAUUCGAUUAUUUGUAUAAUGAAACAGAGUUUCAUUUCCUACUUUUAUUGUAUAAAAAUGUUAGUCUUAGAAUUUAUAAUCAUAAUCAACAAACUGACAUCUUUUCUCUUUCUUAACAUAUCAAAAAUAUAGUUUACAAAUUCUA
Molecule: messenger RNA, 1014 nt
Organism: Athalia rosae (coleseed sawfly)
Lineage: Eukaryota; Metazoa; Arthropoda; Insecta; Hymenoptera; Athaliidae
Gene: ytr
Product: U4/U6.U5 small nuclear ribonucleoprotein 27 kDa protein
Exons: 4
Coding region: 364-828 (154 amino acids)
Biological process (GO): RNA splicing
Cellular component (GO): precatalytic spliceosome
Source: RefSeq, a predicted model, not a curated record